Penicillium antarcticum is the source of this 1824-nucleotide messenger RNA. RefSeq names its product WD40 repeat domain-containing protein. Lineage: Eukaryota; Fungi; Ascomycota; Eurotiomycetes; Eurotiales; Aspergillaceae. The record is from RefSeq and is a predicted model, not a curated record. The transcript has 4 exons. The coding region runs from base 1 to 1824 and encodes 607 amino acids. Gene Ontology annotation, molecular function: protein binding. Gene Ontology annotation, cellular component: mRNA cleavage and polyadenylation specificity factor complex.
AUGGCUUAUUAUGAGGAGCACGGAGGUGACGGCCAGUUUGGGAGGUUUAACAAGAACUUCGAAGGUCCAGUCGGACCGCGACGGCCACGACUCGUCACGGAUUAUGGCUCGUCGAUGGUCCAAUGGAUGCGCACUCGGCAGCCGCGCUACAAGGGCAGCCACCGAUUAGAGACUGAGCGACCGAGCGCCAGCUUCGCGGUUGAUGUUCUUCCCCCGAUGGCGCGACCCUACUCUGCCGUCGAUACGAUCCCUGUGCGACACCUACACCAAUCUAUCGGAAAAUCAAAGAAGCCCAUUGUUGUGGUGCGAUGGACUCCGGAGGGAAGGCGACUGUUGACCGGUGGCCAUACCGGAGAGUUUAUGCUAUGGAAUGGAACGGCCUUUAACUUUGAGACAGUCAUGGAUGCUCACUACGAUCAAAUACAAGCUGGCGUGACGUCGCUCGCAUGGGCUCAUAGCCAAGAUUGGCUGAUUUCUGGUGGUCAACGAGGCGAUAUCAAGUACUGGCGACCGAACUUCAACAACGUUGAAACGAUCGAUGAUGCGCACCACGAUGCUGUACGCGAUCUGGCGUGGGCGCCUAGCGAUACGAAGUUCCUUUCAGCGUCCGACGACACAACCCUCAAGAUCUUUGACUUUACGACCCGUACAGCUGACACGACGCUCACUGGUCAUAACUGGGAUGUCAAGUCUUGUGACUGGCACCCGACGAAGGGUCUCCUUGUUUCCGGUUCUAAGGACCACCAGGUCAAAUUCUGGGAUCCGCGCACCGCUCGCUGUUUGACGACACUCCACAGCCACAAGAACACUGUUACCUCCACACGCUUCUCGCGGGUCAACAGCAAUCUCCUUGCUACCUCAUCUCGUGACCAGACGUCGCGGGUUUUCGAUUUGCGGAUGAUGCGUGAUAUUUGCAUUCUACGGGGCCACGAGAAGCCGGUUUCUUCCUUGACAUGGCACCCCAUUCAUAGUAAUCUCAUCUCGACUGGUGCUGAAGAUGGAUCGCUCUACCACUAUCUGCUCGAUGAGCCUAACCUGCCCAGUGGUGUUAUCCCCACUGUGGCACCUUACGACAGUCCAGACCCGGCGAACACACCCGCCCAAGUGAUCUACCCAGCACAUAAGAUUCAGUACGCACACGGUGCUACGAUUUGGUCAUUAGACUGGCACCCUCUUGGUCACAUUCUGGCCUCGGGAUCUAAAGAUAACUUUACUCGAUUCUGGUCUCGCACUCGACCCGGUGAGACUAGUUACAUGAAAGACCGAUUCCACAUCGGCGAAGAGGCCGCUGAAGCUCAGGGUACAUGGAACCGCGGCUUCGGUCGGAAACAGAUGCGCGAAGAAGAGGAGCAAGAGAUGCAGGACGAAGCUGAUAGCCUCGUUGACCAGCGAGGACCUGGCGGUCCUGCUCUACCGGGUAUUCAAAGUGCGCCCGGCGGCCAGCCUGAUGGUCCAGGUCUGCUCCCCGGUAUUGGCGGAGCCCAACCCCCUCCACCCGGCGCUAUGGGUGGGAUGGAUCCUGGCCGGUUGGCCGCAAUCAUGUCCACUCAACAGCCGCCUUCGCAGUCCAACACUCCCAACCAGCAAAUGCCUUUCCCUCCCCCGCCAGGUAUGCCACCGGGUAUGCCUCAGAAUAUGCCUCAGGGUAUGCCUCAAGGACUGCCACAGAUGGAUUUGGUACAGUUACAGAAGCAGCUUCAAGGUUUCCCUAUGCCACCCAAUCUCAACCUCCAGGCCAUGGCACAGAACCCUGGUUUCCCUGGAUUCGGCGGUCUGCCUGGUUUGCAGGGCGGCGGCAUGCCCGAUGCAAAUCGGAGGCAGUGA